Molecule: messenger RNA, 1619 nt
Organism: Doryrhamphus excisus (bluestripe pipefish)
Lineage: Eukaryota; Metazoa; Chordata; Actinopteri; Syngnathiformes; Syngnathidae
Gene: tmem141
Product: transmembrane protein 141
Source: RefSeq, a predicted model, not a curated record
UUGUAUCCCGGAAGUUGUAUAACUGCCCGGCAUCUGGACAGUGUAUUUGUUUUACGUAAAAUACUGUUUUAUUUAUUACUAUUUAGUUUCAUUUAGGUGAAAAUUAUGGUAAAUCUAGGUCUGAGAAGAGUGGACGAUGCGUUGGUGGCAAAACAUCCGGGAUUGGAAAGUUAUGCUGCCUGCCAGUCUCAUGCCUUCAUGAAGGGGAUUGGGACGUUUGUGUUUGGUGCUGUUGGCUUUUUCGUCAUCCAGAAAGUUCUGCAGAAGAGACUGCCCUAUCCUCUGCAAUGGAAUCUCCUCAUUUCCAUUGCCGCAUCGUCAGUAGGCAGUUAUGCCGUGACACGGUGGGAAACGCAGAAGUGCUCUGACCUCUGGUUGCUACUAGAAACUGGCAAAGUCCCAGACAGAUCAUCGCCACAGGUGCCUGAAGUAGAGGACGCAACAAAGACUGGGAAGACAAAAUAUGGUGAUGUGAUGGAUUGAAAGUUUUGGGACACUUGUUAGAUGAAACCUACCGUGAAUAUACCAUGAAUCCUCCAAAUGCCAAAACCGACAAGACCAGGGCAUUAGAUAACAACUUUUAUCAUGAUUUGGGGUGCAUGAAAAAGUGGAAAACACAAUGUAGCUAAUACAUUUUUAACGCUGUGUUGCAUUGAGUUGCAUGAGGCAUCAACUGUGCUUUCACGUGUCCAAGCGGCAUUAACAAGAGGAUGAACAUGAAUUUGGAGGUUAGGAUUUAGUGUGGCUCUUUUUGUAAGAAGCACAUGUUAGGCCUGUAAUCUGGUAUUAGUUUAUUUUUUGGUCGUGUUUGUUUGUUGGCUGUGUGACACAAUUUAAACACACAUCACACAGCGAUCAUCAAUGACCCCCCUUGGAAAUGUGCAAAUAUAACUGAAUUCAUGCCAACACAAUUGAUGGCUUGGUGAGUAAUCGUGUCAACGGUGUUGAUCAAAGCCUUUUAAAGGCUGACGUUUUGACACCAUGGAGCAGAUACAUCAUCAACUCUAGUCAUUUGAGCUGUUCAAAUGCACUUGUUUGUGCAAAUCAAACUAAAUAUGGUUAUGUGCCGCCUAUUCAAACAAUAGUGUCUUUAAUGGCAACAGUGAAGUGGACAAAGUCUCUCACUUUGGGGAGAAUAUCUGUCCAAUGCAGAUAAAGCAGGCGGAAUUUCUGGCUUUCACUUUGAAUGUUUUUUUGUUGUUCCUUCACUGUUACUUGAAGGCGCUAAGAUUGUUUUUUCACGUGAACGAGCCUUCCAAUCCUUUGUCACAUGCACAGGGAUGCCGCCUAAGAGAGAGACGCGUAGGAACAGAACAAACAGGACAAUUAAAGAUGGCGUAGAAUAACAUAAGCAGCAUGCGGCAUAGUUGGCAAGCUCCGGCAGCAACUUUUAUACAGCGUGUGUGCGUGUUUAGUGCAGCAGCACUGCAAGGACAUGACAGCGGAAGAUGAAGAGAGCGGGGUUGAGUGCUCAUUUGUCCGACUCAGAGUCAUCCCACUGAGGUCUGACCUCCUCUUUCUGUCACUCGCUUUCUUUGCUUAUAUAACAGAAGAUCAUGCGUUGAUCCCCCCCCCAAAAAAGGUCCAAUACAAACACUAAAGCUACCACAGGGUCAAAU